AUGGUGAAAGAAGGACCUUGCUACCAUUGUGGAAUUGAGGAGACUCCAUUAUGGAGAAAUGGGCCAGCGGAAAAACCAGUGUUGUGUAAUGCGUGUGGGUCAAGGUGGAGGACUAGACGCACCUUAAACGACUACAUUCCUAAGCAUGCCAUGAAAGAAUUGCAGGGCACUGAGACUGAUGAAGACUCGGAUUAUGACCCAGCCUCAGGCUCUUCGUCAACUAAACCCACCACACAUGAUCCAAAUCCAAGUCAGUUGCCUUUUGAAAACGCUCUCAAACGUAAAAGGACUAAUUUUGACCAGCAUGCUCUUACACCAGUUGAACAAUUUAGCAAGCAAUUGCUUGACAUUGCGCAUGAACAACCCGAAGUAUAUCUCAAGAAACCGAGGGAUGGAGAUGUACUUAUUGACCGAGCAGAUGUUGCUAAGUCCACAACACUCGAGACUGAUCUUGGUGCAGUCAUUCUAGUUCCUCAACAUGAAACUCCCUCCAAUUUCGAGUCUGUGGAAACUACGAAAACAAAAAUUUCAUCUGACGUGGUGGGUGAUGUGGCGGGUAGCAGUGGUGAUCAAGGAGAGCCGAAAUGA
This is a messenger RNA of Lactuca virosa, 588 nucleotides long. Lineage: Eukaryota; Viridiplantae; Streptophyta; Magnoliopsida; Asterales; Asteraceae. The record is from the annotation of a GenBank genome assembly.